Molecule: messenger RNA, 1719 nt
Organism: Trypanosoma conorhini
Lineage: Eukaryota; Euglenozoa; Kinetoplastea; Trypanosomatida; Trypanosomatidae
Exons: 1
Coding region: 1-1719 (572 amino acids)
Molecular function (GO): protein binding
Source: RefSeq, a predicted model, not a curated record
AUGGUAACUUACAGAAAAAUAACACCGGAGGGACAGGCCGCCCUAGAAGAGAUGGAACGUGAGUACGAUUUGCUGCACCGUGAAGAAUUGGCAUACAAUGGUUACACAACUGUCCCCAUACAGGAAUGGAAGGAAAUCGUUCUAAAGAGCAAUAGUACAGAAGAGGAACUCGAGUCUGCUUGCACGAAUCUUCAAGAUAAGCUUAAUGAGUUAGUAACAAAGAUCGGAUGUACAAUGAAAAAAACAUUAUCGAAGCGGUUACCGCAAAUAGCUGUUGCAGAGGGUGAAAAGGAGACAACUGACGAAGACGCUAAUGAGGUUGUCGUGAUUACUGAAAAUGACUGCAAUCAUGUGCGGUACAUCAUUGCGUUGGCGAGGAGACGACUCCGGGACUAUGACAAGGCUGAGAGUAUUUGCAUGGAAAUUUUGUCCUCAGAUCACUCAAACUGUGAUGCAUUAGAGUCUCUUAUAGAGCUAUACACAGGUACUGAACGCCCUGGAAAGCUUUGUGAGCUAUUUGACAAAAUUCAAGCUUGGAGUAAUGCCGAAGAAUUGAAACCAAAUCCGACAGAAACCACCAUGGAAUUUGCAUCUGCCAAGCAUCAUGGAAAUAAAUCCUAUCUAUUAGAAGUUGCAAUGGUCCUGCUUUCCGAUAUUGUAAUAGAGGCUGCCUCAGUGCAUUACAUAGAAAACGGAGAAGGAUCAACAUCGCGUUUCUUUUUAGAGGCAAUUUCUCCCAUUAUUCAUGCCAUAGGCCCUCAAUAUACUUCGCUGUUUUUGGAAUCACUUUUUAGAUCUAUGGAUGAGCAGCAUGUUGCGGCCCGCUUGAAGAGUUCUACCGCAAAGGGUUCUGAAGAUACAAUUGGUGUGGUGAUUAGUUUUUUAAAGAUGCUAUUGGCGCGGAAUAUGUAUGAAUUAGUGGAGGAUCCUGUACGGUUUGAGUUUUAUAUUUUAUCUAAACUCCAUUCCGUUCUUCGAUACGCUGGGCGGGAGCAUGAGAGUUAUAAAAUAUGCGAACGACUUAUAAGGCUUUAUCGGGAAAAGUCUGGUAAAUUUGAAUUGCCUUCAGGAAAACGAAUUCCAGGAGUUGAACGGGGAUCCCUUGACGACUUGGAGCCGGCUUACAGGUUAGCUCUCUUCCAGUUUGUCGAGGAUCGUGCAAUGGACUCAUUGAGCCUUGGAAAGCGUUUCUGCAUUCAGGCCAUAGAAGAAUUCCCUGACGAGGCAUCCCCGUGGGAAAUUUUGGCUCUCAUACUACAUAAGGAAGAUCCUAUCAACGGACUGGCUGACGCUGUUGUUGCGGCUAAAAAGGCAUUUUCGCUGGAUCCCAAAAAUCUGAGCGUUGUUAUCCUUCUUGCAAACCUAUACAAAGCACAAAAACGAUACCAACUGUAUGACACCAUGAUGGAUCGCUAUCGACUUCUGCGCUUUCUCAUUGAAAGUGCGGCGAGUGACGAAGACAUGAAGGCGACUUUAGAAGAAGUGAAGCAUCUUGACGAGCUUCACCCUCCUGCAGGCGAACCAGAUGAGUUCAGCGUGCAGUUUGCGGAAUUGAGUGACCACAACGAUCGGAUGGAAAUGACACAUACUUAUUCUAUGCCCAUUGACAAGGAGCCGCGCGUUUUUGGUAAUCAACCAAUCUCAGCACCCAUACUAGAUCCUGCCAUCAACGCAGAGAAACCAAAUCGACCAAAAGACGUUGGGGUUGUAUCUAAGUGA